This is a messenger RNA of Budorcas taxicolor (takin), 7172 nucleotides long. RefSeq names its product AFG3-like protein 1. The coding region runs from base 1 to 2340 and encodes 779 amino acids. Gene Ontology annotation, biological process: protein-containing complex assembly; mitochondrial protein processing. The transcript is spliced from 16 exons. Gene Ontology annotation, molecular function: ATP binding; metalloendopeptidase activity; zinc ion binding. NCBI's taxonomy places the organism in Eukaryota, Metazoa, Chordata, Mammalia, Artiodactyla, Bovidae. Gene Ontology annotation, cellular component: m-AAA complex; membrane. The record is from RefSeq and is a predicted model, not a curated record.
AUGUCGCAGCGGCUGGUGGCGGCGGCCGGCAGCAGGGCGGUGGCGGGGCCGCUCGCCGUGCUGUGGCGGUGCGGCCUUGGCCCACGAGGGGGCAGGACGUUCGGGGCAGGCGUGAGGGCCCUCGGAACCGCUCAGCAGUGUCUCCAGGGAAUCCGCUUUCAGCAGUCGGCUCUGCAGAUAAGACUGGCGUCAGUUUCCCAGUGGCUGUGUUCAAAACCACCCAAAGGAACUAGUGAACCAAAGGAUGCUGGUCCUGGAGCGGACGGAGGGAAGAGAGGAGGAAAGCGGGAUGACUUUGCCUGGUGGAAACGAAUGCAGAAGGGGAAGGUGCCCUGGGAUGACAAGGAUCUCCGCAGUCUGGCCGUGCUGGGGGCAGGUGUCGCUGCAGGAUUUCUCUACUUCUAUUUCCGAGAUCCUGGGAAGGAAAUCACUUGGAAGCACUUCGUGCAGUAUUAUCUGGCGAGAGGUCUGGUGGAUCGGCUGGAAGUGGUGAAUAAGCAGUUUGUGCGUGUUAUUCCUGCCCCUGGGACAUCACUUGAGAAGUAUGCGUGGUUCAGCAUUGGCAGUGUGGACACCUUCGAGCGCAACCUGGAGACCGCCCAAUGGGAGCUAGGCAUCGAGCCCCCCAACCAGACAGCCGUGGUCUACACCACCGAGAGCGAUGGGACUUUCUUGCGAAGCCUGGUGCCCACCCUUCUCCUGAUUGGCAUCUUCCUCUAUGCCAUGAGGAGGGGUCCGAUGGGGGCUGGGCGUGGUAGGCGAGGAGUGGGCCUCUUCGGCAUUGGUGAGACAAUAGCCAGGAUCAUCAAGGAUGACAUCGGUGUGCGGUUUGCAGACGUGGCUGGUUGCGAAGAAGCCAAGCUGGAGAUCAUGGAGUUUGUGAAUUUCCUGAAGAACCCCAAACAGUACCAGGACCUUGGGGCGAAAAUUCCAAAGGGAGCCCUGCUCACAGGUCCUCCCGGUACCGGCAAGACGCUUCUUGCCAAGGCAACCGCGGGGGAGGCUGGUGUUCCCUUCAUCACCGUGAAUGGGUCUGAGUUCCUGGAGAUGUUUGUUGGUGUUGGCCCAGCUCGGGUUCGUGACAUGUUCGCAAUGGCCCGGAAAAACGCUCCCUGUAUCUUGUUUGUGGACGAGAUUGAUGCAAUUGGCCAGAAGCGUGGCCGCGGGCAGUUCGGAGGCCAGAGUGAGCAGGAGAACACCCUGAACCAGCUGCUCGUGGAGAUGGACGGAUUCAACUCUACCACGAAUGUCGUCGUGCUGGCUGGCACCAACCGCCCUGACGUCCUUGACCCAGCCCUUAUGCGGCCUGGCCGCUUCGACCGUCAGAUUUACAUUGGCCCCCCGGACAUCAAAGGCAGGUCGUCUAUCUUCAGGGUCCACCUGCGUCCACUCAAGUUGGACGAGAGCCUCAGCAAGGAUGCCCUGGCGAAGAAGCUUGCGGCCCUCACUCCAGGCUUCACAGGUGCUGAUAUUUCUAAUGUUUGCAACGAAGCCGCCCUGAUCGCCGCCCGCCACCUAAACCCCUCUGUUGGGGAGAAGCACUUCGAGCAGGCCAUCGAGAGGGUCAUUGGAGGCCUUGAGAAGAAGACACAGGUCCUGCAGCCCAGCGAGAAGAUGACGGUGGCCUACCAUGAGGCUGGCCAUGCGGUGGUGGGCUGGUUCCUGGAACACGCAGACCCCCUGCUCAAGGUGUCCAUCGUCCCCCGGGGCAAGGGGCUUGGCUAUGCCCAGUGCCUGCCCAGGGAGCAGUACCUGUACACACGGGAGCAGCUCUUUGACCGCAUGUGCGCCAUGCUGGGCGGCCGCGUGGCUGAGCAGCUGUUCUUCGGGCGGGUCACCACGGGGGCCCAGGAUGACCUGAGGAAGGUCACCCAGAGCGCCUAUGCCCAGAUCGUGCAGUUCGGGAUGAGCGAGAAGUUGGGCCAGGUGUCCUUCGAUCUCCCACGGCCAGGCGAGGCGCUGGUGGAGAAGCCGUUCAGCGAGGCCACGGCCCAGCUCAUAGAUGAGGAGGUGCGGCGGCUCAUUGGCUCCGCGCAUGCGCGCACCCUGGACCUGCUCACACGCUGCCGUGAGCAGGUGGACAAGGUGGGCAGGCGGCUGCUGGAGAAGGAGGUGCUGGAGCGGGCCGACAUGGUGGAGCUGCUUGGGCCGCGGCCGUUUGCUGAGAAGAUCACCUACGAGGAGCUUGUGGAAGGCACGGGCGGCCUGGAGGAGGACACGGCCCUUCCUGAGGGUCUGCAGGGCUGGCGUGGGGAGCCCGCUGCAGGAGAGCCCAGCCUAGCGCCUCCGCCUGGAGAGCAGCCUCCAGAACCCCCAGGAAGCAAAUUAAAGCACGUGUAACUGGAAGCAAUGGCAUCCCACUCCAGUACUCUUGCCUGGAAAAUCCUACGGAUGGAGGAGCCUGGUGGGCUGUAGUCCAUGGGGUUGCUAAGUCGGACACGACUGAGCGACUUCACUUUCACUUUUCACUUUCAUGCAUUGGAGAAGGAAAUGGCAACCCACUCCAGUGUUCUUGCCUGGAGAAUCCCAGGGACGGGGGAGCCUGGUGGGCUGCCAUAGACCCCUGGUGGGGUCCCAUAGAGUCGGACACGACUGAAGCGACUUAGCAGCAGCAGCAACCUGCAAACAGCUGUCUUCCAAUCAGGGUCUUUGAAGACCAUGGGCUUCCUGCAGGCACCCUCCCACCAAGGGGGGCUGGGACCUGGUCAGUGCAAGUGCCCUCACCUGCCCCAGGGAGAGAAGGCCCAGUUCAGAAGCCCUCACAGGUGGUGAGGUUCAGCAGAAGUGUGUAAGCCCAGAAUCUAGGGAAUGGCAGUUUGGGUAUUGGAAAGCUAGCUGGUCCUCACGGAUGGAGCUCAGCACUCCCACAGGCUUGUGGCCGGGGUUGGAGGACGGCUUAGUGGUCUGAACCUGAGAGGGAGGGGUUGCCCUUUUCUCAGGGUGGGGCCUUGUUGCUGGCAUGUCUCUGGGAAGCUGUUCCUGGUGGCCUGGUUUUGUUAGAAUCCAGAAGGUGACUCUGGGCUACUUCUUGGGACAGGACAUCCCCUAGGGGUGCAGCUAAGCUCUUGGGCUGAGGCCAGCAGUUGUCUGGUUAGACCUGGAGCAAGACUAGGGCCUGGUCCCAGGGAGCUGGGGUUAGUGGAAAUGGCCCCACAGGUCCCCAGCACACAGCCAGGGGGCCGGAGUCAUCAGAGUCAUGAUGGUAGCAGCAGUUCCUGCCUUGAGGGGAUGGGGGGACAGGCAUUCUGGGCUGACAGUGGGUGAAGGGGUGCCAUCCCAUGUGCCCCCCUGUUGCCAGCCCAGCCCACACACACGGCCUUGGGGAUGAAAUUGUCCACAUCGAUUGGUAUGUUUGCCUCAAAAAUAGAAUUUCCAACUUGGGACAAACACUUUGAACUUUGCUCUUUGUAGAACAUGUAUUGUUGAUUUUCUUGUCUCUGGGGCUUGCCCUGUAUUGCAGCCUCCACCAUUUAGCCUCUGUGCUGAACUGCUGGGGACCCUGCAGGGGCCUGUUCUGGGACCUUCUGAUGGAGGUAGGAUGCUCCCUCAUCGCAGGAAAGCCCCAUGUUGUCCCAAGCCUGGGGUGCUGCCCCUCCCCAGGUCCAGGGCACACUCCUGGUGAUAGCGCCCCUGUGUGUGUGCCCUGUCCGCUCACCCCCUCCUGUCUCUUCAGCUCCGUUCAUCUGGCUGAGCAGCUGGGCUGAGGCCUGGCUGAGAGUGUCUGCUCAGGGAGGCUCCACCCUGUGGGAGGAAUUGCCUGCUCUCUUCUUACUCUUCUGCUCACAGACUGGCCCUCCCUGCUGGCUGCCUCCCCAGAUCCUGCCUUGGGCUGGGAGGAGCCUUUUGGGGCUGCCUCUUCCAGCUUGGGCUUGUGGGGAUAGAGCCAAAUGCUAGCCCCCAGUGUGUCACAGUGGAGCCCCCAGAUGCUUCAUCUGGGGGAGGACCAGAGCACAGAGCUCCUGGAGGUUGCUAGAGCAGCCAGCCCGCUGCCCCUGCACAGCCCUCACCCCUGAGCUCUGGUGUCAGCUGGAAAGGAAGACACUGAUCCAUGAGACUCAGGACAGAGUGAUGUUUUAAUUGCGCUUUUUUGAAACGAGGUCACGGAAGCUGCAGCAGGAAGGACGAGGGCUGGAGGGAAGACCCUAGGGUGGGUGGGGUGUGGCUGCUUUCUGUUAAGACUCUUGGUUGUAUCUGGAAAUCACCCCCGUGUAGCAGUGUCGUCCCAGUGCUGGUGCAGAGGCGACUGUUUCCUGGCAGGGUGUGCCCAGGGCUUCCACAGAGGAGCCUUUUUUCCUUCCCCAGAAAUGUCUGUGAAGAAGGGGUCAGGACAGGUGGCCUUGGGGACAGAAAGCAGACUGGACUUGCUGUCAGACUGGAAGCUGGUCCUGUCCUCAGCACAUAAGCAGCAUUGGGAGCAGUCAAGCCUGGCAUCUCUGAAGUGAGGUUCGGGGGGUGUGCCCAGGUGCCCUCAUGUCCCCACCCCCUCAGACUGCUGCACCCCAGACUGGGACGCUAGCCAGGGACACAGACCUACACGUGUGUGUGCGUGUGUGCCUGGUGGGCUGUGGGGACUGGGUAAGCCCUGCCUGCCCUGCUGUCUGAGGCCAUCUUGACGGACUUGGCAUUCCGCGCUUAGGAAGGUGGGUCUGGCUGACAGGGAGGGAGGAAGACGAGCAAGUUGUUGGGGUUGUCUGGCACUGACAGUGUUCCUGGGCAGCAGCAGGGAAUCAGAGGUGAUCUGGGGGACUCACUCCCCUAUCCACUCCCUGGCUGGACAGCAGACUCCUGUGGGCUGGAGUUCGGCAUGGCGGUCCAUCCCCUUUCACCGGCAGAUCCCCACUCACCCUGGCCCCACCCAGGAUUCUGGUGGCAGAUGAUAACACUGUUCCUGCAGACAAGUCUCCUCUCAUCCCUGGGCCUUGUCCCUGAUUCAGGGACCAGGAAGGAGCUGAUAUAAGGCCACUGGGCUGUGCUUAUGCUGAAGUGCCUUGAGACCCCAGCCCAGAGCCGCAGUGGGGAGGGUGGGCAGUGUCCACAUGGCCACAGCUGUCUGGAUGUGCCCCAUCUUGGCCCCGGGCCAGCCAGCCUAGUCCUCCUUGGGCCUCUCCACGGUAAGAAUCGUGUCCACAAUGGCAGGCUGUCGCUCAGGGUCACCAAAGGGUUGCUUCUCACGGUUCUGCUCCGCCCUAGUGCGCGUCCAGGAGGGUGAGCGCAGACAGCCGGCUCGGGGCAGCGGGUGUAGGCCUGGUGGGAACAUGGGCUGGAUCAAUGUGGCAGACCAGUCACUCCUGCAUAUACUGCCUGGCCUGUUUGUGCCUCCAGCAUGGUGUCCGGCCACACCUUGGGCCCCCCUGCAGUGUGUGCAUAUGGGUCUGGGUGCAGCCUGGGCACUGGCUUUCCUGAUGCUCCCAGAAGGGUCCCCAUGCAGCCAAGGUCCCACCCUGGGUGUGAGCCUGGCCUGGAGCUGGUGUGGGUGGGGAGUAGGGAGGGGAGGAAGGUCUCUGGGCCCCCACACUCCAGUGGCUUGCAUGGCAUUUCUUUGGUCAGUGGGGUCCAGUGCUUCCUGGGAACUGAGCUGAGGAGCAGCCAGGUUUGGCAAAUGCCACCCCUUCUGUGCUCUGCCUUUUAAUUAAAUCUGCAUAGUGAAUUCUUCUCCUGGGGGGCCUGUGGCUGUGGUCUUUUGCUGUUAUUUGAAAGCCGAAAUUGAGGAGAGGCAGACAAUUCCUUUAAGUCAGCACAAAGGUAUGUAAAGUGCAGAAGCGGUGAAUGGAAUGGUGCCAUGUUGACAAACAUGCAUUAGAAAGGAAAUAAUUUUCCAGACCAGGUCUUCAGGGGGCAGUGCUGGGUAGUCUCAGGCCACAGGGCCUCCCCACAACACCCUCAGAGCCCAGUGGCAAUCCCACCUGCAUGCGAGUCGCUGGCCAUGUUCUCAUCAUCCGAGUCUGCAAAGACCUCAGCCAGCUCCUGGUCAGACAUGUCGGUCAGCUCGGUGAGGUCCAGGAGGUCGAAGUGCACCUCCAGGGAGGAGACACUGCUCAGCGGCUCUGGGGGCAGAGGGGUACGUUAGUGGGCCUGGUGAUGGCCAGUGUGGGGGAGCAAGGUGGGGUCAACCCAUUCCUGGCACCUGCUCCCUGGGGCACAGUGGGGCCCAGAGACCCGUCCCUGGUCCCAGGGGACUCGUGGAGCAUGAUGGGUGGCUGGGCAGUACUUACGCCGCCUUUCCGUGACCUGCAGGAGCCCUGGUGCUGGUAUUGGGAUGCCCAACAACUCCUCCUCAGCCACAGGAGACUGGCCACUGGUCCCUGUGACAGGGACGGGAGCACUGAGGGCAGCCUGUGGCACGUCGACCUCCUUAACUAAGCCUGCAACAGAGAGGGCGUUACCCGGGAGGGGCUGGAGUCUUCACCCCCACUGCCAGGACGCAGGCUGGGAGGACCUGAGAACCUGGCCCAUGGGGCUAGCCCUCAAGGUUCAGGUAGUGACGGGAGUGGUCCUGGGUCAGGAAGGACAGGGCACUGGGGGCUUCUCUGAGAAAGCUGACUUUCCCCGGCUCCUCGUUCUCUCGUUUCCAGAUCCUCUGCCCUCAUUACUUGAAUGGGAAUCACUGCUGGUCUUGCAGGGACCCUUGCUGGUUCUGUCAGAGCCCCCAAGACCCCAGUACUGUCACCUGUCUACUUUUGGUCCCACUAGGGUUUACUAAAGAAGACAGUCCUGCAACUGAAGAUGAAGAAACUCUAUAUGGUCAGCAAAAGUUAGACCAGGAUCUGACUGUGGCUCAGGUCAUGAACUCUUUAUUCCAAGAAGAGUCUGGAAAGUCUUUUGGACAGCAAGGAGAUCAAACCAGGCAAUCCUUAAGGGAAUCAGUCCUGAAUAUUCAUUGGAAGGACUGAUGCUGAAGCUCCAAUACUCUGGCCACCUGAUGGGAAGAACUGACUCAUUUGAAAAGACCCUGAUGCUGGGAAAGAUUGAAGGCGGGAAGAGAAGGGGAUGACAGAGGAUGAAAUGGUUGGAUGGCAUCACUGACUCGAUGGACAUGAGUUUGAGCAAGCUCUGGGAAUUGGUGAUGGACAGGGAAGCCUGGCGUGCUGCAGUCCAUGGGGCUGCGAAGAGUUGGACACGACUGAGUGACUGAACUGAGGGUCUAGUGGACGGUAAUACAUUUGCUUUAAUCC